Linepithema humile (Argentine ant) is the source of this 1827-nucleotide messenger RNA. The record is from RefSeq and is a predicted model, not a curated record. NCBI's taxonomy places the organism in Eukaryota, Metazoa, Arthropoda, Insecta, Hymenoptera, Formicidae.
AUAAUGAGCUUGCAUUUGCGCGUUAUUACCUCAAAAUGAUAAUGCACUUGAUAAUGCUACUUCCUGAAUAACGCAUUUCCUAAUUACGUGCUGCUGUCGACAUACAUCUGGAGUUGUCGCGUCAUUCGUUUCUGUAACAUGCAUGGAAUUUCAACAUACUAACCAAUAGAUAUAGUGCUUCUGAUAAGAGAAAUUCCUAAAUUCUUUGUUCUCACGCAUUCCUGGACAGUCAUAGUGAUUAUUUAAAAUACGCUACCUGAUUUGAGGCAUUGUUCUCGUUCAAUACAGCCAAGAUGAUUUUCCACAUCACGUUUGUGGUCUUAUUAUUCUUCUCUGCUACAUUUGCCGUGAAACAUUAUCAACCAGAAGCAGUACAUCUUUCAUAUGGCGAUAAUAUUCACGAUAUUGUUGUUACCUGGAGCACAAAAGAUAAUACAGAAGAGUCGAUAGUAGAAUAUGGUAUAGGUGGACUUGUUUUAAGAGCCGAAGGAAAUUCUACUCUUUUCGUAGAUGGUGGGCAGAAGAAACAUAAACAAUAUAUUCACAGAGUGUGGCUAAAAGAUUUGACGCCUAACAGCAAAUAUAUGUAUCAUUGUGGUAGCCGUUAUGGAUGGUCAAAUGUAUUUUAUGUUAAGACUACACCUGAGGAAUCGACAGAUUGGUCACCACAAAUAGUUCUCUUUGGUGAUAUGGGUAAUGAGAAUGCACAGAGUUUGGCACGGUUACAAGAAGAGACAGAACGUGGUCUAUAUGACGUUGCUAUUCAUGUUGGUGAUUUUGCCUAUGAUAUGCAUUCCGAGAAUGCACGUGUGGGAGAUGAAUUCAUGCGGCAAAUUGAAUCUGUUGCUGCUUAUUUACCAUACAUGACUGUACCUGGUAAUCAUGAAGAAAGAUAUAAUUUCAGUAAUUAUAGAGCUCGGUUCACUAUGCCAGGUGAUUCGGAAGGCUUAUGGUAUAGCUUUAAUAUAGGUCCUGUACAUUUUGUAGCUAUAGAAACUGAAGCUUAUUAUUUCAUGAAUUAUGGUAUAAAACAAAUGAUUAAGCAAUUUGAAUGGUUGGAUAAGGAUUUACAGGAAGCGAAUAAACCUGAAACAAGGGCGCAACGUCCAUGGAUAGUGACAUUUGGACACAGGCCAAUGUAUUGCAGCAAUGCAAACGCAGAUGAUUGUACUAAUCACCAAAGUUUAGUUAGAGUUGGAUUACCAUUUUUAAAUUGGUUCGGACUGGAGGAUCUGUUCUUCAAGCAUAAAGUGGACUUAGAAAUUUGGGCACAUGAACAUAGUUAUGAAAGAAUGUGGCCCAUGUAUAACUUCCAAGUGUACAAUGGUAGCUAUGAAGAACCAUAUACAAAUUAUAAGGCACCUGUGCACAUAGUUACGGGAUCAGCUGGUUGCAAGGAAGGACGGGAGAAAUUUGUUCCAAAUCGACCGGAGUGGUCUGCGUAUCGUAGUUCAGAUUAUGGGUACACGAGGAUGAAGGCAUUCAACAAAACUCAUCUGUAUCUGGAACAGGUAUCGGAUGAUAAAGAAGGCGCUGUUUUAGACAGAGUUUGGCUCGUGAAAGAGAACCCUUUACCACAAUAUGUAAAAGUUUUACCUGCGGAAUAAUGUGACAUGAAUUUAAUUUCAAUUAGCCUCCUGAAAUGAAAUAGGGAGAGAGGCCAAAGAAGUUUUUCACAUGAUGCUGUUAGUGAAUAAGGUUUUUCUUUCACUCUUUUUGAUUGUGUAUUAUAUGUAUACGAUUAUAAUUCGAAUUUAGUAUACAUGUUACGUCAUUGGAUAUAUCAUGGUCGAAAUGUCUACAAGAAGAAUAAAAUAUUAGCAUGUU